AUGAAGAAAAUGAAGCCCCUUAAGACCAAGAUACCCAAAACCGCUGGCAUCCUGUCCCCAUGGAAAGGGCACCCACGGCACUCCACUCAGCUGCCGCGGCUGCCCUCACCUCACCGUAGGGAGAGGCAAAGCGGCACACGUUCUGAGGUUGUUCAGUUGGGAAUCACCGAACGUACUCCCACCCUGGCUUCAAGAGACAGGAAUACAGAAACUCCCCCCUCUUCUCCCCGAGGGUCCCAAAGGGAUCUUAAGUUGAAGGUGGGGGAUUCAGUGAGGCAUCUUCAUUGGAUAGCCAAAUCAUGUGGCGAACAAGCCAUUGGAAAAAUCUCCUUGCUUAUCAAGAAAGGUGCGCUUUCCAAUUUUAAUUCUGCAGAUAUGGCCAAAGAGGAUAAUGGGAAAGAAAAAUACAUCCAAAAUGGAAUCAAGUGCAGGCCAAUAAAGCAUCUGGACUUACCUCAGUCAUCUGGGAACCAGAGGAGGAACCAGCCCACGGAUAAAGCUGGACACACAGUGGAAAAAUCAGAGAAGAAGAAAAGAACCCAAGUUUAUGACGACAUUGCGGCGAUGGCGGCGGCGGCAGCAGCAGCGGGGGCUGCGGGCGGUCGGGGCUCCGGGCCGGGGCGGCGGCGCCAUCUUGUGCCCGGGGCCGGUGGGGAGGCCGGGGAGGGGGCCCCGGGGGGCGCAGGGGACUACGGGAACGGCCUGGAGUCUGAGGAACUGGAGCCUGAGGAGCUGCUGCUGGAGCCCGAGCCGGAGCCUGAGCCCGAAGAGGAGCCGCCCCGGCCCCGCGCCCCCCCGGGAGCUCCGGGCCCUGGGCCUGGCUCGGGAGCCCCCGGCAGCCAGGAGGAGGAGGAGGAGCCGGGACUGGUCGAGGGUGACCCGGGGGACGGCGCCAUUGAGGACCCGGAGCUGGAAGCGAUCAAAGCUCGAGUCAGGGAGAUGGAGGAAGAAGCCGAGAAGCUAAAGGAGCUACAGAACGAGGUAGAGAAACAGAUGAAUAUGAGUCCACCUCCAGGCAAUGCUGGCCCAGUGAUCAUGUCCAUUGAAGAGAAGAUGGAGGCUGAUGCCCGUUCCAUUUAUGUUGGCAAUGUGGACUAUGGUGCAACAGCAGAAGAGCUGGAAGCACACUUUCAUGGUUGUGGUUCAGUCAACCGUGUUACCAUACUUUGUGACAAAUUUAGUGGCCAUCCUAAAGGGUUUGCAUAUAUAGAGUUCUCAGACAAAGAGUCAGUGAGGACUUCCUUGGCCUUAGAUGAGUCCCUAUUUAGAGGAAGACAAAUCAAGGUGAUCCCAAAACGAACCAACAGACCAGGCAUCAGCACAACAGACCGGGGUUUCCCACGAGCCCGAUACCGUGCCCGGACCACCAACUACAACAGUUCCCGCUCUCGAUUCUACAGUGGUUUUAACAGCAGGCCCCGGGGUCGCGUCUACAGGGGCCGGGCUAGAGCGACAUCAUGGUAUUCCCCUUACUAAAAAAAGCGUGUAUUAGGAGGAG
This is a messenger RNA of Neofelis nebulosa (Clouded leopard), 1498 nucleotides long. Its product is annotated as polyadenylate-binding protein 2-like. NCBI's taxonomy places the organism in Eukaryota, Metazoa, Chordata, Mammalia, Carnivora, Felidae. The record is from RefSeq and is a predicted model, not a curated record. Gene Ontology annotation, molecular function: RNA binding. The coding region runs from base 1 to 1476 and encodes 491 amino acids. The transcript is spliced from 6 exons.